Molecule: messenger RNA, 1452 nt
Organism: Symbiodinium pilosum
Lineage: Eukaryota; Dinophyceae; Suessiales; Symbiodiniaceae
Source: the annotation of a GenBank genome assembly
GAAGUGGAGCGCAUGGCAAACGAACGCAAUCGUGCCCUCCGGUAUCGGGAGAUAGCAGGGCCAGCCUACAAGCUCCUCUUCGAGACAGUGGUGGCGUCAGUACUUGGACCUACACUGAUCUUUGUUUUAGUUUAUCUCGGCUCAUCUUGUGAUGGUCACGGCAUGGACAGGCCUGUCCCAUACUGGAUUUGGCUCUGCGCCUUGCCAUUCGCUGUGCUCCACUUUGUGCAAGAGGUUCGCAUCUUUCGCUACACGGUGGUGCCGUACUUUCAGGUCGUCGGCCGGUUCCAGAUGCUGCGAGUGGCUCUGGGCCCCGAGCUAUGGAUUACACUGAACGCCAUGAAGUCUCUGGCAUUUCAGGGGGCCGUCUUCUCCAAUGCUGUUUUCGCGGCGCGGACAUUUGCAACCUCGCAUUGUAGCAUACCUUAUCAUGGGUACAAUCUGAGCGGGGACCCCUUCAAGACAGAGACCAGCUUUGAUGAAAUCUGGCAAAUUACUCUGCGGCAGUCCAGCUUCGUGUUCUUCAUGCGCGACGUCCCUCUCUCAGCUCAGGUACUGUUUUUUUGGUUGCUGUCCUUUGCACCUCUGGUUCAUGCAAUCCUGGAGUCGCUGCCAGGCGACCAGUGGGUAUGGGACCUGGACUUCACGCUUGAUGUUGACAAGGCCAACGGGCAAGCCUCGAACCACGCGGCAGCUGACAACUCUGGUGAAUAUCAGAACGUCUUGGGCGGGACUUUCACCAUUGGGGACUCUGUCAUGAUGCUGGCUAGCGGCCUUGGGAUGUAUCUCAUAGACGAGCAGAGCCCCUCCUAUCCUCGGACCAAAACAUACCGAAUGCUGGACCAGCUCUUGCACUGCCUGAAGCAAGAUAGCGAGAUGGGCGAAGAAAAGUCAGUGAAUUCCUCGCAGGAAGCCCUGAACAACAUGCGCCAGCCCCUGGAGAUCUAUACGAGAAAUGCCCUAACCCGAUGCUUCCUGAAGGUUAUCACUCUGGGCCUCUUCAACAGCGCGUUGCAGAUCCAUGUUCAGAUUUCAGUCUAUGCCAUGUUUAGGGCCACCAGCCAGAACAAGGCUGUCGAUAUGCAGCGACUGGUUUCCAUUGGGCUCAGCCUGGGCAGUGCCUUGUUCUUGCUAAUCAAUGUGGAGAAGGUGCUCUUCUACGCGCACACAGCCAUACAGAAAGUGGAAGACGUUAUGGCGCACAUUAACGAAUCCGCUAUGCCCGUGACUUGGAAGGAUUUGAAGAACUACUUUGCCUGGAGGUCCGCAGAAAUGCAGGUUAUCCGCUACCGAAGCUAUGUGCGCUACUCGGCCGUGGCCUUUGUGUUCUGCAUCGGCCUGGCAAUCUGUAAGCUUUGUAUGGUUUUCCGUUGCCCUGACUCUUUGUGGAAUCUUGGUUCACAGCAUGCCUGCGUGGAUCUGGCCUCUGUGUUGGUGCGGACGGCCCCCUAA